Molecule: messenger RNA, 2324 nt
Organism: Brassicogethes aeneus
Lineage: Eukaryota; Metazoa; Arthropoda; Insecta; Coleoptera; Nitidulidae
Source: the annotation of a GenBank genome assembly
GAAUAAACACGCAAAAUUAAUUAAUUAAUUAAAUAAAUAAAUAAAUAGUUAUGUUUGAUACAAAGUUUAUGAAUCGCAACUAAAGAAAAAUGGUGGAAUCGAACAAAAGUUGCGGUAACAAGUGCGGCCGUCAUAACGUUUGCAACGGCGAAAGUCUCCUACAAAAGCGCAGACGACACAAAACCGUUCAUUUCGGAGACAAUUUACUUUUGCAAGUUUGCGCGAACGCCAAUCUAAACUCGCACAACAUGUCCUACUCGAAAAUGGAGCCCAACGUGCAGCAACUGUUCAGCUUCAUCGAGACCGUUUUGAGCGCCUGGGUGGCCGAGGAGGGGCUGACCUCGCAAGGGGAGGUCAGCGAGAUGGACGAGAAGGAGAUGCAAAGGAAACGCUACAAAAAGCACUGCGCCAAGAUGAAAAGACUGGACAUAAGGAGGCUGGUCUCGGAGGUGGGGAAAUUGAACGGUACACGGUUCCUCGGAAAUCUCAGAUACAGACACGUGCACUGGAAAGAAAACCCCGAUGCCGAGGGAUGUAACGAAAUGUUUCUCAGAAAGAUCUCCGACGAUGAUCGUAUGUCCUUGACGACGGCCGUGUCGGACGAGGAUGAUGGCGAGAGCGUGAUGAACUCCCCUUACAAAGCAAAACAGACCGGAACUGCCGCAGCAUCCUUCAACUGCACUGGCGCUGUACGCAAAGCAGGAUUUUUGAGCGUGAAAAAGUGGCUGCUACGCAAGAAACAUCAGAUCGAGUUGGCGCGCAAACGCGGCUGGAAAGGCUACUGGGUCUGUCUGAAGGGCACGACGCUACUUUUUUACCCAUGCGACUCGCGCGAAGGCCGUUCCGUCGAAGCGGCACCGAAACAUCUGAUCAUCGUAGAUGGCGCCAUCAUGCAACCGAUUCCAGAGCACCCUAAACGAGAUUACAUCUUCUGUUUGAGUACUGCCUUCGGGGAUGCGUAUUUGUUCCAAGCCCCUUGCCAGGUCGAGCUAGAAAAUUGGGUGAAUAGCAUACACAGUGCUUGUGCGGCGGCAUUUGCCCGCCACAGAGGCAAGACUGGUACUUUGCAUUUACUUCAGGAAGAAAUCUUCAGAUUAGAAAAAGCCAUUGAAACGGAUUACAAAUUGAAGCACAUGGCGGAAAUGCAACAGUCGGUGGUCGGCGAUUCGGACACGCGUCAGCAGAUCGCAAACCAGGUGGUCCAAUGGGAAGAGAACCUCGAAAGGCUACACUGCGAGCAGUUCAGACUUAGGUGCUACAUGGCAAAACUUUGGUCUCUUUUAACACACGUUUCCCGAGCAACGAAAAAUACCCUUAACAAACUAGGAGUCUUUACUGUAUCAUCGUUCCACGCUUUUAUCUGCGCUAGGAGUCCCUCUCUGUUAAACAACCUGCUGGCAGGACGAGGCGCGACCAAGAGACGACCACCGAUGCUGUCGCGAUCGAACAGCGGAUCCAGCAGAAGAUCAAUGCAGUUACACACUCACGAAGUCGUUGAAGUAUGCGCGAAAAUACUCUACCAAGUCGAACUAUCGCGCAGCACUUUGGAACAAAUGUGGGGCUUCAGCGUCGAGGCAGAACUCGUGGAAAAUUCCGAUAGACAGGACGAACUUUGCUGCUACGUCAGCAGAGUGGAAGACAAGAGUGUCGCUAUGCAAAACGGCAUUAUUAAAGGUGACGAGAUAAUGGUGAUCAACGGAGCCAUCGUCAGCGACUUGGACAUGAUGUACCUCGAAAGCGUGCUGCAAGAAGAGCUGGCCCUCUGCAUGAUGAUGCGCUCGUCCAGGACGGAACCGCCGGACUUGGCGGGCAUUUUGCGUGCCACCGACGACAUCAUAGACAGCCUGGUUUGUCCGCCGCCUCCGUCUGAACCGCCCGCCAUCAGCGAGGAGAUGAUCUCCGGACUCAUCGUUCCAGCACCAGGUUUUAGCAAAGAUCGUUAUUCUUCCGACUUGAACGGGCAUUCGGUUAGCGUGACCGACUCCGGCAUCAAGGUGAGCUCUCGAACAAACUCCUUGGAGAUCGAGAAUCUGCUGAAGAGUGCCGGCGAGGUGACCGGUUUCUGCCGGUCGCCGGCUGAGACGAGAAAAUCCAGCCCGACCGGCAGCUUGCAUCUAAACAAUCUAUUAGAAAACUAUUUGGAGCCGCUGAAAAAAGAAACAUUCCUCUCGAACGCCGAAAUAAACGCUUUGUUCGGCAACAUUCAAGAAAUAGUCACAUUCCAGAGGCAGUUCCUGCAAAACCUCGAAGAAUCGACGGAAAUCGAACCCGAUUUCCAUAAAUUAGAAUACAGUAGCCAAUUCAAGGUAAAAAGUAUUGUAUGA